CAGCAUUCUCAGUUUUACAGUUACUUUCGUAACACACUGUUGGUUUUGUAAGUGUUGAACUUGGUCACUGUGGUAGAAUCCUAUCUGAUCUGUAUCCAAUAGAGAAUUACAAGUCGCCAGCUAUUGCUACUAUCAAUCUUCGAAAAAUGUUUACUAAUUAUCCCCUAAUGGAUUCCAACACAACGACGCCAUGUGCUACACCACAGAUAGACAUUCGACACUUCAAGAUAACGGUGAUCUGCUUAAUUUGUGGUGGUAUUGUCUUCACUAUUUUGACGUUGUUCAAAAACCUACAGUCCAUGUUUGCAGUUAAUUUUCUUCUAACGAAUUUAUCGAUCAUCUUAAUUUCUGUGGGUGCAGCAUACUUUUUUCAGUGUGGUGAAAUGAAAUAUCUGUUAAUUUCUGUCAGCUCGGCAGUUCUCAUUACAAUAAUAAUCGUUAUGAUAGGUAUGAAUUUAAGACAGUUGAAAAGAGAGGGAUGUUUUUUGCUCAUCUCAAUAUCUAUCAUGCUCGUCGUUUGGGGGAUCAUAGUUUUUUACAUUGGAUUAGCCAAGAACUCUAUUCUCUUUAUGGAAUUCGCUACAAGUGCCUGUUGGACGUGUGCUGCAGCAAUCGAAUAUGACUGAUUUUAUGUUGAAUUUCGUCACUAACCCACAUCAAUAUGAGAACAGUUGGGAACCAUGGAAUACUAGACAGCCGUCUUAUCCCAAUCUGUAGCUCUUCAACAGUGUAAACACAAUGCACAACCAGAGAUCAAACUCAGAAUUUCCAGAUUAACAGGCGAACCUACCGCUCUCUCACACUAACUGAGACGGUGUCUACUCCCUCCUCAAAUCUCUGUUUAUUAUUGCCCUUUCGAACCACUUACCUUUUGUCUCACUUUGUGUGCUACGUGGAAUGCGGCAGCUCAAACUCCUGCAUCCCUGUGAUAAUUAUUUGUUCUCAAGUUGAAUUUCAUCACUAACCGACAUCAUUUCGAGAAGCAGUGAAAAGCAGAGAUUACUGGAUAGGUUCACGUCCAUUUUGCAUUACUGGCCAACUAAGAGAUGAAGUGCCUAUAGUUCCAAUGAGGUUUCUUGACUAAUGAGCUCCACCAAGCUUGGUUUGAAGACAGAUGCACACCCAUGACAGUGACUGACGGUGACUCUACAUAUCGCGAAUCACCUGAAGUUAACAUUUUAUGUAUCAAUAGACCCCUGACCGACUGACCCACUGACUGGUUUCAACGUAGAACUUUCCACAGGGAUGCAGGA
This is a messenger RNA of Trichobilharzia szidati, 1253 nucleotides long. NCBI's taxonomy places the organism in Eukaryota, Metazoa, Platyhelminthes, Trematoda, Strigeidida, Schistosomatidae. The record is from the annotation of a GenBank genome assembly.